This is a messenger RNA of Closterium sp. NIES-65, 2033 nucleotides long. Lineage: Eukaryota; Viridiplantae; Streptophyta; Zygnematophyceae; Desmidiales; Closteriaceae. The record is from the annotation of a GenBank genome assembly.
AACGACUCGCCAUGCCGGCCGCCGCUUCAGCCGCUACCUGCGCCCCUGCGGCAACUUCAAGGCGGCUAGCCACUGCACCGAGCAUCGUUUCCUGCCGCCACCGUCCCGCACUGCGCCGCCAGAACUCGCUGCAGCGAGCGGUCGAGCAUUCCGCACGAUCAGCUGGUUCCAGACCGUCGCCUACGACGCCGGCGACGUCGCCCAGGGCGAGCAGCUCCGCCGCGUCGCCGUCGCCAGCGUCGCCAGCGUCGCCCGCCGUGACGCGGCCGAGCCGCACGCCGCACAGUGGGUACCACUACGCGCCGGGCAGCAGCAGCAGCGGCGGCGGCGCUGAUCAGCCAUUUUUCGAGGGGUGGUACUUCAAGGUGUCGCUUCCCAACUCGCGCGACUCGUUCGCAUGGAUGUACUCCGUUGAAAAUCCCUCCGCUCCGCCCCCCGCAGCCCCCUCCGCGGCUUCCCCCGGAGCGCCAUCCGCUUCCCCCGCCGGCGAGCAGGCGGAGCGCGCGAAGGGGGGCCUGCCGUGCGUGAUGAUGCAGGCGAUGGGGCCGGCGGUGGACAGGCAGGCGGAGUGGGGGCGCGGUGACGGGGGCGCGCAGGGCGGGGGAGAUGCGCGGGACUAUGUGUAUCAACAAACGGCGGACACGGGACGAUUCUGGGGAGUGCGGCAUGAGUUGGCGUUGGGAGCGUGUUUCCAGCCCAGGGAGGGGCACGUGUCGCCCCUGGGGGAGGUGCCGCCUCAGGGCAUCAUCCCUUCCCUCCUGCUUGGCUACAUCACGCUAUGCCAUACUCAAAACUCCAUUGCCAACUUUCUGUUCUAUCUUCCCACUCUUCUCCCGAGCAGCAUAGUGCGAUGGCGCUAUGAGGUGACGCCCAUCGAUGGCUGGGGCCCCAGGGGCGGCACACAGCUGUCAACUGCUGGUUGGCUCUCUGCCCUGCCAGCUUUUGAACCGCACUGGCAGGGGCACUGCAUGGACUUCACAGACGCCUACUUUUGUGGCGCCUCAAAAGCAGACGCCAUCUCCUACUCUGAGAAGAACUGGUGCGAGGCCAUCACCUCCUCAUACCCCCCUGCACCCCUCUCCACCCAUCAUUCAUACCCCUGCCAUGCACCCCCCCCUCCCCCCGUGCAGGUGUGCAUGGCGAUGGGGCGAGCGAGUGGGUGGGUGGAGUGGCAGGGGCACCGCAUUGAGUUCACAGACGCCGUCACCUACUCUGAGAAGAACUGGGGCGGCGCCUUCCCCCUCAAGUGGUUCUGGUGCAAUGUGUGGUCGCACGUGCCACUGGGGUCCGCAGUGGCUCUCUUUGGUCCUCUUUCUCCCCACAUUGCACGCUCUUUCCCUCCCCCUUACACCCUCUCCCACCAGAUCCAGUGCAAUGUGUGGUCGCAUGUGUCACUGGGGUCCGCAGUGGCGCUCACAGUGGCGGGGGCGAAGCGGCAGCUCAACCUGCCCCUGCUCGCCAACUCCGUUGAGGAAGUGGGCAUGGUGGGGCUGCACUGGCAGGGGCAGUUCAUCGAGUUUGUGCCCAACAGGGGCGCCGUGGAGUGGAAGGUGCAGCCGUGGGGCAGCUGGCACAUGCACGCUCAGAACGAGCAGUACGAGGUGACAGUGGAGGCGCACACACUCCCGGGCGAUAACGGCACGCCUCUGCGAGCGCCAACAGCGGAGGGAAUGAGGUUCUUCUGCAAGGACUCGUUUGACGGCCGGGUCAAGCUGGAGCUGCGCCAGCGAUACUCGGGGCAGGUGGGUACUCGGGGCAGAGAUGCGUCCGUGCUUGCAGCUGGUAUGGUAUUUCCCCAUCUGGAUCACUCGCGUCUUCUUUUCUUCUCCCUUGCUACCCCACCUCUCAAUGCCCGUGUAUUUUACGGCCACGGGGCGGAGAGCACAGCAGCAGCGGUGGAGGUGGGAGGAGGGCCGUGGUGGGAAGCAUGGGAGCAGAGGAGCCGCAUGAACCCCGCCCAGAGCGCCAUCAUCUCGCUGCCUCUCAACCUCUCCACGUUGCUCCCGCCCUCCCUGCAACCGCCUGGCCUGUGA